AUGACAUCCAUCUCCCAGCUUGCCGCCAUCCACCGGCCCGACCUGGGCCCCCUGGAAGAGCUGUACAGGUACCUGCACGCAAACCCAGAGCUCUCGAACCAGGAGUCAGAAACGGCGGCGCACAUCGCCAAGCUGCUGCGCGACAUAUCCGCAGAUUUCGUCAUCAAACCCAACAUCGGCGGCCACGGCCUGGCAGCGAUCCUGAACAAUGGCGACGGGCCCACCGUGCUGCUGCGGGCUGACAUUGACGGGCUGCCGGUGCUGGAGCGGACAGGCCUGCCCUACGCCAGCACCAAACGCAUGCUAAAUGCCGACGGCGUGGAAAAGCCAGUGAUGCACGCCUGCGGCCACGACAUGCACAUAACGUGCCUCAUUGGGGCCGCGCAGCUGCUCGUAGCCGCGCGCGCGUCGUGGGCUGGCACGCUGGUGUUGGCGUUCCAGCCGGCCGAAGAGCGGGGCACGGGCGCGCAGGCCAUGAUCGACGACGGCCUGUACGACGCGGCGCGGCACGGCGUGCCGGUGCCCGACGUGGCGCUGGGGGCGCACGUGAUGCCGUUCCGGUCGGGCGGCAUCGGCACGCGGCGCGGGUUGGUGGCCGGGUCGGCCGACAGCAUGCGCGUGACACUGCACGGGCGGGGCGCGCACGCGUCGAUGCCGCACCGCGCCGUCGACCCCGUCGUCAUGGCGGCCAGCGCCGUGAUGCGGCUGCAGACCAUCGUGGCGCGCGAGGUCGACCCCGCCGACAGCGCCGUCGUGACCGUGGCCAGCAUCCACGCCGGCGACGCCGAGAACGUCAUCGCCGACGACGCCACGCUGUCCAUCGACACGCGGUCCGUCACGCGCGCCACGCGCGACCGCGUCAUGGGCCGCAUCCGCGACCUGGUGCGCGCGGAGAGCGCCGCGGCCAUGGCCGUGCGCGAGCCGACGUUCGAGACGACGCGCAGCUUCCCGCUGACGGUCAACGACGCAAGCGUCACGGCGAGGAUUGAGGACGCCUUCGCCGAGCACUUUAGCGAGGGCCCCAGCCAGUACAACCGCGACAUCCCGCGGCUAGCCGUCAGCGAGGACUUUAGCAUCCUCGCGUCGGCCGUCGACAGGCCCUACUGCUUCUUCCUCUACGGCGGCACCGGCCACGAGCUGUGGGACAAGGCCGAGGCGGACGGCGCGCUGGAGCGCAUCCCGACUAACCACUCGGGCUCCUUCGCGCCGGCCAUCCAGCCGACGCUGCAGACGGGGUUGGACGGGUACGCUGUGGGCGCCUUGGCUUUUCUUGUCAGGCGGGAUUAA
This is a messenger RNA of Lasiosphaeria miniovina, 1287 nucleotides long. Its product is annotated as hippurate hydrolase. The coding region runs from base 1 to 1287 and encodes 428 amino acids. The transcript has a single exon. Gene Ontology annotation, molecular function: hydrolase activity. NCBI's taxonomy places the organism in Eukaryota, Fungi, Ascomycota, Sordariomycetes, Sordariales, Lasiosphaeriaceae. The record is from RefSeq and is a predicted model, not a curated record.